AUGAUCGAAUGUUAACCAAGUUAUACCUUAAAAUCGUUCUCUGUCUUCUCGUUGCUUUGCCAUUCUUGUCAGAGGUAACAUCGCAGAAUACGGACACAACAAUGACAAAGUUAGUCGGUGUUGACUUUGAGGUGUACGGAAGAGUUCAAGGCGUCUUCUUUAGGAAGUACACCCAAAAGCAUAGCACAGAAUUAGGUUUGAAGGGAUGGUGCAUGAACACGGACAAGGGCACAGUUGUCGGACGUAUCGAAGGGGAGAAAGAAAAAGUGGAACAAAUGAAGAAUUGGCUACGAUACACCGGAAGUCCCCAGUCAGCCAUAGACAAAGCGGAAUUCAAGAACGAGAAGGAACUCUCGCAGCCCUCUUUCACCAAUUUUGAAAUCAAAAAAUAG
Messenger RNA from Habropoda laboriosa, 392 nucleotides. Its product is annotated as acylphosphatase-1-like. The coding region runs from base 9 to 392 and encodes 127 amino acids. NCBI's taxonomy places the organism in Eukaryota, Metazoa, Arthropoda, Insecta, Hymenoptera, Apidae. Gene Ontology annotation, molecular function: acylphosphatase activity. The transcript has 4 exons. The record is from RefSeq and is a predicted model, not a curated record.